GUGGGACUAAAAUUGUAUAAUUGAAAGCAUUAAAAAGAGUUUCCUGUGGAACAUGAAUGGUAUUGGGACAUGUUGGCUUUGGCAUGAUAUGAUAUGACAGUGGUGGAAUGCAUAGAUUACCGACGCUAUCUGUUGAGAGAGGAAGAAGGUUCCGGGAUUAAUUGAAGGAAGAAAUCCUUGUGUUGUGUUGUUGUGUGGGAGUUUACAACGGAGGGUGUGAACAAAUCAUACAAAGACACAACUCUGUCAACUAUUUCUGUGCACACAGAAUGUUGGAGUCCGUUUGGGUGGGGAGAAAGACAUGAUCUCUAUGUGUUCGCAGCACCACUUUUCCUCUGCCUCACCCUUAUGAAGAACAACGACCACACAGCCCUACCGCAAGAUAUACUAAUCCCUUAGUACUUCACAAUCUUCUUGGAUAUGGGGAGUCUUGCGGUUGAAACUGAGGAUGUAAGCUCAGAUAUGUACCUUUCAUUGGGGCUUAAGGAAACAGAUAAAGGAGUAGGAGUUCCUCGGGUUUUAUCACUUCUCUCUUCUGUUCUUGAGAGAUUAGUUCAGAGAAAUGAAACGCUAUUGGAGGCAAAUCACAUAAAAGAUGUUGUCACAGUAUUUCAUGGUUUAAGAGCUCCUAGUCUGAGUGUUCGUAAGUACAUUGAUCGUAUCUUCAAGUACUCAGGUUGCAGCCCAUCUUGCUUUGUUGUGGCACAGAUAUAUGUGGAUAGAUUUAUUCAGCACACAGAAAUCAAAUUGACUUCACUUAAUGUGCACCGGCUUUUGAUAACAAGCAUUAUGCUAGCCGCAAAGUUUGUAGAUGACGCAUUCUACAAUAAUGCUUACUAUGCAAAAGUUGGGGGAGUAAGCACAUCUGAAUUAAACAGGUUGGAGAUGAGUUUUCUGUUUGGAGUAGAUUUUAGACUUCAGGUUAGUGUAGACACGUUUGGAAGAUAUUGUAGGCAAUUGGAGAAGGAAGCCGCAGAAACACUACAAAUUGAAAGGCCAAUGCAGGCUUGUCGAAUUAAAGAAAGCUGGUCAAACAAAGAUGACCCUACUUGUGCUUCCACAAUUGCAAGAUAAAAGUAUGUCUGCAACAAAUGUAAUAUAGCUGUCCGCAAUUAACGGAUGCAUUGAAAUUUGAAGUAUUUUAAAGAGAGAAAAGAUUGUUGUAUACAAUUCAACCAUUCUUUUACGGACACGGUUGUGGUUGGUUUUACUUGGGUUUUUUUUUUUUUUUUGUAUUUUAUUUGCCCCUUGUUUGUAAUUGCAAGCUUGAAAUCACAUA
This is a messenger RNA of Vigna radiata var. radiata (mung bean), 1279 nucleotides long. Its product is annotated as cyclin-P3-1. The record is from RefSeq and is a predicted model, not a curated record. The coding region runs from base 421 to 1074 and encodes 217 amino acids. The transcript is spliced from 3 exons. Lineage: Eukaryota; Viridiplantae; Streptophyta; Magnoliopsida; Fabales; Fabaceae. Gene Ontology annotation, biological process: regulation of cyclin-dependent protein serine/threonine kinase activity. Gene Ontology annotation, molecular function: protein kinase binding.